GGCGGGACCCACCCGCGCGCCCGUCAUCGCCCCUUUAAGAGCGGAGCCCGCGGGCGGCGGGCGGGGGCGCGCGCGGCAGGAGGAGGGGGCGCGCGCUUCCCGGAACAGCCCGCGCUGAGGGAAGAGAGGAAAAAAAUAAAACCGCGCCUGGAGCCGAAGCUGGAGCCGCCGCGGCCGCCGCAGCGGCCGUCUGGAGCUCCCCCGCGCGGACGAUGCCCGCGGUGCCCGCCCGGGGCUCGGGGCGGUGAGGCCCGGGGCGCGGGGUAGCUAUGGCGACGGCGAACGCGGCCCCCGGCGCCGCCUGACAGGUGUGGGCCCGGGCGGCGGCGGCGGCGCGGAGCAGCAUGUACGCCAAGGGGGGCAAGGGCUCGGCCGUGCCCUCCGACAGCCAGGCCCGCGAGAAGCUGGCGCUGUACGUGUACGAGUACCUGCUGCAUGUCGGUGCCCAGAAGUCAGCCCAGACCUUCCUGUCAGAGAUCCGAUGGGAGAAGAACAUCACGCUGGGGGAGCCCCCUGGGUUCCUGCAUUCCUGGUGGUGUGUGUUCUGGGACCUGUACUGUGCAGCGCCAGAUCGCAGAGAGGCGUGCGAGCACUCAAGCGAGGCCAAGGCCUUCCAGGACUAUAGCGCUGCAGCGGCCCCCAGCCCGGUGAUGGGGAGCAUGGCUCCCAGUGAUGCAAUGGCUGCAGGCCCCAUGGCACCGGGAUUCUUCCAGCCCUUCAUGUCACCGCGGUUCCCAGGGGGCCCCCGGCCCACCCUGAGGAUGCCGAGUCAGCCUCCCGUGGGCCUCCCAGGCUCCCAGCCCCUCCUCCCUGGCGCCAUGGACCCCUCCCCGCGUACUCCGGGGCACCCCAGUAUGGGCGGCCAGAUGCAGAGGGUGACGCCUCCGCGGGGCGUGGCCAGCAUUGGGCCCCAGGGCUAUGGCAGUAGCAUGCGACCCCCGCCCAACUCCCUUGCUGGCCCAGGUCUGCCUGCCAUGAACAUGGGCCCAGGAGUGCGCGGCCCUUGGGCCAGCCCCAGUGGCAACUCGAUUCCCUACUCUUCCUCAUCCCCCGGCAGCUACACGGGACCCCCAGGAGGAGGUGGGCCCCCUGGAACACCCAUUAUGCCCAGCCCUGGAGACUCUACCAACUCCAGCGAGAACAUGUACACCAUCAUGAACCCCAUCGGGCCGGGCGCCGGCAGGGCUAACUUCCCUCUCGGCCCUGGCCCGGAGGGCCCCAUGGCCGCCAUGAGCGCAAUGGAGCCGCACCACGUGAACGGAUCCCUGGGCUCGGGCGACAUGGACGGGUUGCCGAAGAGCUCCCCCGGUGCCGUGGCCGGCCUGAGCAACGCCCCGGGCACCCCGCGGGAUGACGGCGAGAUGGCGGCCGCCGGGACCUUCCUGCACCCGUUCCCGAGCGAAAGCGUAAGCGACUGCGUCGACUCCCCCCCCGCGGCGGCGUCGGGCCGGAGGGGCCUGGCGGGCAGGCCCCGGCGGGGCGGCCGGGGGGCCAGAGCAAGACCGUGACCGCGGCGGGCCAGUACUCCCCAGGGAUGACCAUGAGCGUGUGAUGGGGCUGCAGCCCCAGCUCUCUGCCCCCUGCCCACUCGGCUUCUGCCCAGUGCCCCUACCAGGGGCAAGGGUCUGAGGUCACACCUCUGGCACCUGGACUCCUGGCCAGCCAGGCUUGGACAGCUGGGAGGCCCCACACAGACUUUCUCAUUUUAUAAAAAAAAACGCAAGGACCUCAGAGACGUUCUUUCCCACUUGGGCCCUUCCUGUGGUUCCCACUUUGUCAGAGGGAGGCUCCUUGGUGGCCCCUUCUCCCCAGGACGGCACGGGUGGGCCCAAUCAAUAAAUGUAACUGGUUUUGGUUUUUAGUA
This is a messenger RNA of Sciurus carolinensis (gray squirrel), 1864 nucleotides long. RefSeq names its product single stranded DNA binding protein 4 (gene Ssbp4). Gene Ontology annotation, cellular component: nucleus. The coding region runs from base 345 to 1508 and encodes 387 amino acids. Lineage: Eukaryota; Metazoa; Chordata; Mammalia; Rodentia; Sciuridae. Gene Ontology annotation, biological process: positive regulation of transcription by RNA polymerase II. The transcript is spliced from 17 exons. Gene Ontology annotation, molecular function: protein binding; single-stranded DNA binding. The record is from RefSeq and is a predicted model, not a curated record.